AUUAGUACUACCCAAUGAUUCCUUUCGAAAGCUGCUCAUAACCGUCGUUGAAAUACUGUUGAAUUUAUUAAAAAUGACAGUCCCUUCUAAUUUAGCCGAGUUGGAUAUCGACGAACUUAAAGAAAUAGCAAAAUAUCUCGAAUUCUACAAAAACCAGCAAAGUAACUCGAAUAAGGGUACAUCUUGUGAAAUUAUAGAUGAUACAUCUCUCCUAGCCGUUUGCCGAGCGAAUUAUUUGGCAAAAAAGAAUUGUUUUCAAAUGAAGGAAGAGAUCAGACGGAAGAAGCAGUGUGAAGAUAGGGAAUAUAUAUAUAAUAAUAUUUCGGCAUUUACUUCUAAAGGAAAAGUACUAGAAAAAAUCUACCAAGAGCUAAAGGAACACGAGGGUACUCUUAAAAGAAUUAAUGGUUACAGCUUCACUAUUCAUAGCCUGGAGAGAACAGCGAGAGGAAAAAUAGCUUUUGUGUUCAUCUUCAAUGAAAAAUCGAACGUUAGCGUAAUGAUAAAAGAUGAUUUAAGUAUAGAAACUCAACCAUGUUUUGCAAAUCUUAGUCUAUCGAAUUCACUUGAAAAUUGGGAAGAACUUAUUAUUAGUUUAUGCAAAGUGAUUGAAUCUCCUUAA
Molecule: messenger RNA, 622 nt
Organism: Dimorphilus gyrociliatus
Lineage: Eukaryota; Metazoa; Annelida; Polychaeta; Dinophilidae
Source: the annotation of a GenBank genome assembly